Etheostoma spectabile (orangethroat darter) is the source of this 1333-nucleotide messenger RNA. RefSeq names its product equilibrative nucleoside transporter 1. Gene Ontology annotation, biological process: adenine transport; uridine transmembrane transport; guanine transport. NCBI's taxonomy places the organism in Eukaryota, Metazoa, Chordata, Actinopteri, Perciformes, Percidae. Gene Ontology annotation, cellular component: basolateral plasma membrane; plasma membrane. Gene Ontology annotation, molecular function: nucleoside transmembrane transporter activity. The record is from RefSeq and is a predicted model, not a curated record.
GAUGGUGCGUUGCCAAGACUGCGAGACCGCCGGAUCCCUGAUGACCUUCUUCCUGGUUCUGGGUCUGGCGCUGGGAGCGUCUUUCUCCUUCCUACUGGGACGACUGGUGUAGACGACUGGGACGAGCAGACAGCGGGAAACUCAGACCGGGGACAGCACCCACAUGAGACCAGAUGACAGUUUCACCCUGUCGAAAACAGAGGACGCACCCAAGUUAAAGCACUUUGCAUUAGGACUCUUAUUUUGAAAAGAUUCAGAACAGUGAUGUUAGUAAAACCCAUUAGAGUCCGACCGAUAAAGGAUUUUAAGGCCGAUACCGAUACCAAUAUUUGGUUAUUUAAAAAUCCGAUAUGCCGAUAUAUCGGCCGAUAUUUAUAUAUUUAUUUUUUUAAAUCAAGAAACGCGUUACAAAACAUAUUUCCCUAACAUUAGUUAUUUGUAGUCAUUUAUGAGUUCUCACUAAAAUAAUAUGAUAAUUUGUUUUAUUGUCACAACAGAACAUCAAAAUAUAUUAAAGUUCUGAUAAUUAAAAUGUAUAAAAAUACAAACUUAAGAUAUGAAACUUAAAGUCCUUUGAACAAAAAAUAAUCAGCGUGUUGCCAACGGGGACGUUGGACAGCGUCCUCUGAGUGCACGUCAAUCACUAUUUUUUUACGUAUUUUUAUUUUUACGUAUUUAAUGUCUUCAUUUUUGUAUGCAUUUUUAUUUUGUAUGUUUUUUGUAUGUAUUUUCAUGUACUGUUUUGUCUUAUAAAAGAUAAUUUUUGGUAUUUUAGGCCUUUAUUUAUAUUAUUUGGGACGGGACGGGACAUGAAGCAAAUGAACCUGCGGACAUCUGCUCCAUGUCUAUGUCCAUGUCCACCUCCAUGUCCACCUCCAUGUCCACCUCCAUGUCCACGUCCACGUCCAUGUCUAUGUCCAUGGGCGUGCGCUCUACCAGAUGAUAUACCCCAGGCGCCAUUUUAUGUUUUUUUAAUGUACAGAAUUUUGAAUGUUCCGGGGCCCCUUGCACGAAAGUAGAAUGAAGAUAUCCAAGAUAUCAGUUGCAUGUUCGCCGAGCCAGGAUGAACAGGUGGAGCUAUGUCCAGCCAGGUGUAGAUAACCAGGAUGAACAGGUGGAGCUAUGUCCAGCCAGGUGGAGAUAACCAGGAUGAACAGGUGGAGCUAUGUCCAGCCAGGUGGAGAUAACCAGGAUGAACAGGUGGAGCUAUGUCCAGCCAGGUGGAGAUAACCAGGAUGAGAAGUGAAGCUAUGUCAGCCAGGGUAGAUAGCCGGGAUGAACAGGUGGAGCUAUGUCCAGCCAGAUGUAGAUAACCAGGAUGAACAGGUGGAGC